Ictalurus furcatus (blue catfish) is the source of this 3069-nucleotide messenger RNA. It is a transcript of the gene ldb1b, whose product is annotated as LIM-domain binding 1b. The transcript is spliced from 11 exons. Gene Ontology annotation, cellular component: nucleus; transcription regulator complex. The record is from RefSeq and is a predicted model, not a curated record. NCBI's taxonomy places the organism in Eukaryota, Metazoa, Chordata, Actinopteri, Siluriformes, Ictaluridae. The coding region runs from base 477 to 1700 and encodes 407 amino acids. Gene Ontology annotation, biological process: nervous system development; negative regulation of transcription by RNA polymerase II; positive regulation of transcription by RNA polymerase II. Gene Ontology annotation, molecular function: LIM domain binding.
UAGGAAGAUAAAGCCUAGCAUUCCUUAUAGUGAUUUUGCAAGUGAAGUGAUGAACUCAUGUAGUAAAAAUGCAUUGUCAUGGUUUUUGCUGUACCAGUAUGUCAGUUUAACAUAUCUCCAAACGGGCACUAAGGAGAAGAUGGACAGCUAGAAGAGCAGGGGGGCACUAUUGGUGGAACAGGGGCAGUUCGGCCUGUUAUCAGGCGUGUGGCAGAUGUGUGCCUUAGGACUUCCUGUUGACUACUGAACAGAAGGUGGGUAAGAGAGUCCUCAACCCCCUCCAUCACUUAACGACACCCCUUCACCCUGCAGCCUGGGCACCAGAGAUAUCCAGCAGAGAGAGGGAGAGGGAGAGGGAGAGAGAGAGAGAGGAGAAGAAGAAAAUAGAAAGUGUGAGAGCAAGCCAUAUAACCACCUCAUUCACUUGUAUUCUAGAGAGCUCAAAUCAUCAGUAAAGAACAGUGAGACUUUUCAUCAUGGAAAUGCCUGGCUGUUCCUCCAAAUCAUUCAAGCUGUACUCCCCGAAGGAACCCCCCAACGGCAGUGCUUUCCCCCCCUUCCAUCCCGGCAGCAUGCUGGACAGAGACGUGGGCCCAACGCCCAUGUACCCCCCCACAUACCUAGAGCCUGGGAUAGGGAGGCACACACCAUAUGGGAACCAGACAGACUACAGGAUAUUUGAGCUUAACAAACGGCUACAAAACUGGACAGAGGAGUGUGAUAAUCUGUGGUGGGACGCCUUCACCACAGAGUUUUUCGAGGACGACGCCAUGCUGACAAUCACCUUCUGUCUAGAGGACGGCCCUAAGAGAUACACGAUUGGCCGGACGCUGAUCCCCCGCUACUUCCGCAGUAUAUUUGAGGGUGGUGCGACUGAGCUCUACUAUGUGCUAAAGCAUCCUAAGGAGUCCUUCCACAAUAACUUUGUGUCUCUGGACUGUGAUCAGUGCACAAUGGUCACUCAGAAUGGCAAGCCUAUGUUUACACAGGUAUGCGUGGAGGGCCGUUUGUACCUGGAGUUUAUGUUUGAUGACAUGAUGAGGAUAAAGACAUGGCACUUCAGCAUAAGGCAGCACAGAGAGCUUAUUCCCCGCAGCAUCCUGGCUAUGCACGCUCAGGACCCGCAGAUGGUAGACCAGCUGUCUAAGAACAUCACGAGAUGCGGUCUCUCCAACUCUACUCUCAACUACCUCCGACUAUGUGUGAUCUUGGAGCCAAUGCAGGAGCUCAUGUCCAGGCAUAAGACAUACAGCUUGAGCCCCAGGGACUGUCUCAAGACCUGCUUGUUUCAGAAGUGGCAGAGGAUGGUAGCUCCUCCAGCGGAGCCAGCACGGCAGGCACCCAACAAGCGGCGGAAGCGUAAGAUCUCAGGCGGCAGCACCAUGAGUGCAGGAGGAGGCACCAACAACAACAAUAACAGCAAGAAGAAGAGCCCUGCUGGGAGCUUCCCGCUCUCCAGCCAAGUACCUGAUGUCAUGGUUGUGGGUGAGCCUACUUUAAUGGGAGGGGAGUUUGGCGACGAAGACGAGCGUCUGAUCACGCGGCUAGAGAACACGCAGUUCGACGCAGCCAACGGCAUCGAUGACGAGGACAGCUUCAACAAUUCUCCAGCCCUGGGCUCCAACAGUCCCUGGAACAACAAGGCUCCCUCCAGCCAGGAGAGUAAGAGCGACAACCCCACCUCCCAAGCCUCUCAGUGAGACUCAGGCCAAGAGGGAGGGUACAGGAGGGUAGGAGAAGAGAGAGGAGGUCACGGAGGAAGUAGGGGUUUGGAGACACACGGCCGACUCACUCAUCCACAUGCAGAUCCACUUUCACAAAAUGGCGGCCAUUCAUUUCGCCCCGUCUCAACGUGCUGGAGAGAAGAGUGAGACCGUGGGUCAGAGGAGAGCCAGGACUAAGAAAAAGUGAAGUGUAAAUCAGAUGUAUUGGGUUUUAAGAACACUGUAACCAUGAAGUUGUUGGUGUUUUACUGUGCGAAUGCUCCUCUGAGGAAGGUGUAGAUAGUUCACUCGUUUAAGUUAAGAAGGAGGUUUGUUGUUUUGUCCUCAGAGGAGAAGGCCGACGUGUAAAACGCCAGCAAACUACACACACCCUCACAAAAUGACCAGACGUGAAGGAUGAUGUCAGGUGUGUUUGUUCUGAAGCCCAGCUCAUCGCUCUCUGAAGCAGACGUCAUUACAGAUCUUUCCCUGCCAUUAGUGGAAGAUUCGGACUGAAACCCAGUACACCACCGCCAUGCUGUAGAACAGCCCAGAAUUGUCAUUGUUUUAAAAGAAAAAAAAAAAAGGUGAGAUGGCAAGCAUUUAAAUGAAACGUUUUGGAAAAUUUUAUCUGCAUUUUAUACCAGCCUCUAUUUCCCUAGAAUGUUUUUAUUUUCCUUUUUUUUACCGACAUUGAAAGCUACAGACCAAGGAGCCACGAGGACUUUCACAGUCCAAAUCUCAACCUUCAAAUUAUAUUUGUUUGUAUUAUUUUUUAACAAAAAGAGAGUAAUUUAGUGUGGGCUUUUAUUUCAUUUUGUGUACUUGUGCUUGUAUAUUUAAGGUAGUAGCAAAGUUCUGUAUAACUGUAUGAAAAUGUAUUCUUCCUUAGCAUUGCCUAAAGCCAUUCUGAUCUAAUGUUUUAAAAAAAAAAAAAAAAGUGAAAAGAAAAACUCAUGAAUCUGUCUUUGCCCUUUCUCCUCGAAUUUUAUCAAUUUGUGUAAGAAGAACGAUUCAAUUAAAGUGCGCAGUCACAUGGUAAAAUGCCGGAUUGCUCUGUUCAUACUCAGUCCAAGUGCACUUGGUACUUGAAGGCCAUCCAAAGCAGUAACCCCAUCGGCCCAGUCAAGUUUAUGUUCAAAUAUGGAUUUCAAAGCCCUGUCCAGUUUUAUCCAUUUACAUUCAAAUUGUAAGAUUUCUGCCAGCCGUGCACUUGUAAUUGAAAAUAAAUGGUGAUCUGUCCCUCUUCUAACCCUGUAGACAUCCCUCUCUUUGAUAUAUCUAUUUUUUUGUUUUUCUUAGUUUUUGCCCUUGAUUAAAUUAAUGUAUGUACCAAUAAAAUAUGAAUUUUCACUUUAAAAGAUAA